Molecule: messenger RNA, 2691 nt
Organism: Scatophagus argus
Lineage: Eukaryota; Metazoa; Chordata; Actinopteri; Scatophagidae
Gene: cdr2a
Product: cerebellar degeneration-related protein 2a
Exons: 7
Coding region: 340-1740 (466 amino acids)
Source: RefSeq, a predicted model, not a curated record
AUAUUUAACUGUCAGUCUUUCCUGUUGAAUGUUAUUGAAUAUUACUAAAAGUUCGUUUGAAUUUCCAGUUAAAGUGAAGUAAAAGUCAUAUUCAUUUUCCUCUGUCGCAGGUGACGCUAUAUCUGCCAUCUACCGGAUGUCGGGGUGUAUUAGAGAUUUGCCACGUUGCUGUAGACAACAGACUUAACGCCUCACACGAUCGCAUGCAACACCGGGAGGAUGUGCAUUUCUCCACACGGGGUGGUGAACGGCGGACAACUUCAAGGUGCUGAACUAACGUAACUAAACACACAAGUUUCUGAUAGGUGGAGUCAUCGCUCGCCCCGGCUCGCCUUCAAAAUGUUAACUGAUAUGAUUUUGGAAGAAGAGUUUGACAAGAAUGGAGAGGCUUGGUACGACCCUCAGGACCUGGAGCACGAUCUCCAUUUGGCAGCGGAGCUGGGGAAAACCCUCCUCGACAGGAACCAUGAGCUGGAACAGGCCCUGCAGCAGAUGUACUCCACCAACCAGGAGCAGCUGCUGGAGAUAGAGUACCUAACCAAGCAGGUGGACAUGCUACGCCAGAUGAACGACCAGCAUGCCAAAGUGUACGAGCAACUAGAUGCGGCCGCCCGGGAUCUGGAGCAAGGCAACAAGAGACUAGUGCAGGACAACCGCCUUGCCCAGCAGAAGAUCCACAGUCUAACAGAGACCAUUGAAGGGCUUCAGACCUACAUGGAGGACCUGCAGACUCAGGUGCAGGACCUAAAGACUGCCCAGGCAGAGCAAAACAAAAAAGAUUUGGCAGAGCAGCAACGCAGUCUUGGAGCAAAGAGUGUGUCCUGUCUCAAAGAGCUGUAUGACUUACACCAUGACAGACAUCCAGGCCGCACUGAUCUGUCCGUGGAUGGACUCUGGUCACCGCAGGGCUCCUUCUAUGGCCGAAACAGAUGCCAAGACCCGGCAGAGGAGAAUGCGGAUCUCCAGCGCUCCAUCCAAAGUCUUCAGAGCCAGAUAGCUUUGGAGCGGAGCCGCAGGGAGGCUGCAGAGCAGGAAAGUGAGUUGACAAUCAGGGAGAACCAGGGCCUGGAACAGCGACUGGCCCUGCUGGAUGGCUGCCGGGCCAGGCAGAAGGAGCUGGAGGCUGAAGUGGAGCAGCUGCGAAUUCUGUGGAGAACUGACUGUGCUAACAGUGUCAGAAGACCGGACCAGCUGCUGUUGCCUGAUACAGUAUUCUUCAGCUCAGAAGAAAGAUCCACCCCCGUGCAGGAUGAGAUGGAGGAGAAGGCAGAAAAGGAUGAGGAGCAGAGGAAAUACAGCCGGCAGAGGUGUAACAGUGACAGUGUUUUGAGAGCAACAAACCCAGAUGAGAUUCGCCGAGGACACGAGCAGCUGUGUAUAAGGCGAGUGGAGGCGGUGAAACAGAGGGGCAUCUCUCUGCUCAACGAGGUGGAUGCACAGUACAGCGCACUGCAGGUGAAAUAUGACGAGCUGCUGCGGCGGUGCCAGCAGGCCACAGACAAGCUCAACCAUAAAGCCGUCCAGACGACCAGCAGUCCCUUUGCGAGCAGCCGGGUCCGCCGCCGCCUGUCCAGCUCAGCUGCGCUGUCUGAUCUGACAGCAGUUCUGGAAGACAACCAGCAGCCCGAGUACAAGGCUCUCUUCAACGAGAUCUUCAGCUGCAUCCAAAAGACCAAAGAGGACCUCAGCGAGAACAGACGUCCAGUCGAGAACAGUCAUUCCCGGGGCUCUGCCAAAUGAUGUUGUUCAUCAUACCGUAACUUGGGCUAUUUGGUGUUUGACAAAAGAGAAAUUUUGAGGUUGCUUUUCUAUAAAAAUAUCCAGAGGGUGCAGAUGCACUAAGCACUCUCAGUCCCUGUGCGUCUUACCCAUGCUGCAAUCCUCUUAUCUCCUAUCAUUUUGAUGCACCUAUGCUUAGUUAGUCAGUGCUGCUUUUUUUUAUUCCAUCCUUAUCAAAAAUUGUCAUAGAACUUGUCACAUAAAGAUAAAGAACGCAUUCCAGAGUUCAACAACAAAUAACAAAUACAGAAACUCUUUUACCACUUUAUCAUGGUAAGGAUUUAUUGUAAAGGAAGAUAUUUAUGGCUUCAUCUGAAUAUCAGCUAGUGAAAAGUACAUUUCAUUGUGUAGGUUGGCCUCUACAUCCACAAGUAUUUUGUCCCCCUCCAUCAGUAUUCAGUGUAAAUAUAAUGUUAAACUUGGGAUCAUUUGAUGCUUGUGAGAGAAACGCCCACACUGAAUCUUGUUUGUAUGUUGAUAUAAGUUAGAGAUGCAGCUGUUAUGUACACCUUAUGUAAACAGAAAUGUUGGAAUGUUGUAAUAGGAUGAAAAAUUUAGUACUCGGGAGUUUAUGAUAAAUAGCUUAACGACUAGUGUAAGUUGAUUUUUGCAUGUUGGCAACAGUUAAGGGGUCACUGGCAUGUCGACAGUUCUGCACAUUUCAUGACUGAAUCACAUUUUGUUUUAUUUAUUCUUUUUUUGUUAGUUUUGUACAUUUAAAGAAAUCUAAAUUAUAUUUAUUUUUUGUUGCUAAAUAUGUAUAACAGCUUGGUCAGCAGAGAGUGAUUAGAAGUUAAAGUAAAUGUACACUGAGGUGCUUAUUUUGUUUUUGUUUUGUUUUUUUUUUGUUUUUUUGUAUUUUGUUCUGACACAAGUAAUUGAAAAAUACAGAGGUAAAUGGAAAGCACGAAA